AUGCCUACUACAACUACUACCCGUGAGCAUAUUACCAGAAGGCGAACCCCCAAAACACCAUCUACACCACCACCCGAGAAACCCCCCACCUCCACCUCCAGCUCAACCCAAACCCGCCCCGGCCCAACCCAAGACCUCGACCUCCUCCCCACAUACACAUCCACAGUCUCAUGCGCCUGCAUCCUGGACCCCGAAACCUCACCCCGCACGUCGACAGCCCUCCUCUUCCUGCUAAUCCUCGACCCCGCCGGGCUCCGGAUCAACGACGCAACAACCCACCUGUACGAGAUCCACCCCGCGCGCAAGUACCCGCGCCAUAUUACCAGUGAUGCGCCGGGUGGGCAGUCCCUCGCGAGAUUGCCGCCCCUGACGCAUUUGGGGAGCGUCGAGUGGGAUAUGGAGGGGGAUCUGCUGGAUGUGGUUGAUGAGGCGGUUUAUGAGGUUGUGAGGUUGCGGAGGGAGCAGGGGGAUGAGGAUGUGGGGACAUUUGUAGGGAGGUUUGUGCGGGUUAUGGGAGAGUUAGGGUGGGAAUGGUGA
Aspergillus calidoustus is the source of this 537-nucleotide messenger RNA. Lineage: Eukaryota; Fungi; Ascomycota; Eurotiomycetes; Eurotiales; Aspergillaceae. The record is from the annotation of a GenBank genome assembly.